AUGCCGAAAAAGAACAAGCGCAUAUCUGUUGAUACAAGGAAGAUUAAAUUUGUUGAGAACUCCGAAUCGGAGGAUUUAGAAUUUGAGGAUGGAGAUGAGAGCGAUGUUGGAAAUGUCAGCUCCAGCGACGAUAUCUUGAGUGACGACGUGCAUGAGCCAUCCUCGCUGGGGGCAAUCGGCAAAAAAAAGAAGAAAAAAAAAGUAGCAGCGCAUGAGGAGAAUGACGAGGAGGAUGAGGAGGACAAAGACGAUGCGCGUGAUGGUGGUGACUAUGCCGACAGUGAUGAAGAGGAGGAGGACGACGACAGCCAGGACGAUCACCAGCGCGAUGACGAAUUCGUUCGCGUACCAUGGAGAAAGGAUAAACAGAAUUACUACCAAUACGAAAGCGAAGACUCAACGAGCGAUGAUGAAGAAGGCAACAAGGAGAGAAUCAAAGAAGCCAUGUACCUCAGCAGAAAGGAGAAGGAAAACUUAAAAGAAGACGACUUCGAUUUGUAUGACAUGUACAAUGAAGACAAGGAGGCCAAGUCAGGAAAAGCGGGCGAAGAAGUGUACACCGCCCAUGAGAAGGAAAACAUCAUUAAAAAGCUAAUCAGCGAUAUGAAUACGGAUAUGAGGGAAAAAAGAAACCAACUGAGUGAAGAAAAUGGUGCUAAAGAAAUUCACCAAAUUGAACAGAUGAAAAAACAUGAUGAAAUAGAAGAUAUCGUAAUGAGCGAGAGAGAGGAAUACAAAAUUUUGUUAAAAGAACUCUCCCUGAACAUCCAAAAGGUUUAUAACGAAAUUAAGGAAAACCAAGGGCUCUUCCACUUUAAGGAAAUUAACGAACAGAAUGUUAACCAAACAGAUAUCAAUAAGAACACCCUCCUCUACCUUAAGAAGAAGAAUGAAACGAUGCUGACUUAUAUCAUAUACAUCACGUACUAUGUCUUUCUUAAAGUUAUGAAUGGCUAUACACACAACCAUCCCGUUUUGGAUAAGCUAAUUUAUAUGAACACCAUAAUAGCUAAGACGAAUGAGCUGGAUAAGAAAAUUAAAUUCAAGAUUCAGCAGCUGAACAAGUCGUCCUCGGGUCGCCAGAUGGACGAGUUAGACGCGUUGGGACGCGACGAGGCAAGAGGCUCGAAGCGGGUAGGCCGCCGCAUCCACGCGGGGGAUGAAGAUGGAAAUGACGAAGAAGUGGAAGAACGGGAAGACGAUGAGGAGGUUGAAGACGAUGAGGAGGUGGAAGACGAUGAAGAGGUGGAAGACGAUGAAGAGGUGGAAGACGAUGAAGAGGUGGAAGACGAUGAAGAGGUGGAAGACGAUGAAGAGGUUGAAGACGAUGAAGAGGACGAAGACGGUGAGGAGAACGAAGACCAUGAGGAGGACGAAAUGGCCGACUUCGCAGAGGAACCCCAAGCGGGCAAGGGCAAAAGGUACAAAAUCAGCAAGAGCCUCAUAACCGAGUACACGGACAGCCACAUCCGGGAAAGGGAAAGGGAGGAAAAGAAAAAAAAAAGAGAAAAAAUGAAAAAUGAGAGAAACAUAUUCCUCAAGGAAAUAAAAGACAUGGUGUCCACAAGACCAGAAAAAAUAGAAGAAGAAAAUUACUUUAAAAAAAUGGAAGAAAAAUUAAUGAACUUUGACGAAAAAAUCAUGAAGAAAAAAAUCAAAGCCUUGAGCAAAAAAAAAAACAAAAUGAGCAACUUGAAGAACGUGGGAAUGACGUCAAAUGAUUUGCUAAAGUUUGUGGAGCUGCCAGAGAUGAAUGACGAAGCGGAUAGGAAGAACAACCUGGACGAAACAAAAAUGUUUAGGAGUAACAUUAACAAAAUGAAGCAAAUGAAACAAAUGAAGCAGAUGAAGCAAAUGAAAGGAGCAAACAACGCUAAUGAUGACUUCGUCUCCUUUAAGAACUUUGAAAGAAACGCAAAAUGGAGCAGCUCGCAUCAGAAGGAACAGCUCGGCAAAUCUACUCAUUUUAUGAGCACCAAAAAUUUACAAGACGAAAUAGACGACGAAAAUAUUAAAAAUAUGUUAAGCUUCAAAAAGAAGAAAAAGGAAGAAAAAAAAUUCCUCAAGGAUCAGAAGAACAAAGAAAUAAGGAAAAAAUUAGUCGAUCAGGAAAACGAAAUUAACGAUAGAAGAAUGCCGAACAAGAAUAUUUUACAAAAUAGGGGCCUCGUAAGGAAGAGAAAAUCAACCGAUGGAAAUGCAAGGGUUCACAAUAAACAAAAGUAUAUCAAAAAGAUGAAGAUGUACAGCGGUCAGCACGCCAAAUUGAAGGUCCAUGAAAAUAACUAUUCAGGAGAAAAGAGGGGAAUAAAUCCCUACCUGAAGAAAUCCAUAGAUAUCAAAUGA
Molecule: messenger RNA, 2346 nt
Organism: Plasmodium inui San Antonio 1
Lineage: Eukaryota; Apicomplexa; Aconoidasida; Haemosporida; Plasmodiidae
Exons: 1
Coding region: 1-2346 (781 amino acids)
Biological process (GO): maturation of SSU-rRNA from tricistronic rRNA transcript (SSU-rRNA, 5.8S rRNA, LSU-rRNA)
Cellular component (GO): nucleolus; small-subunit processome
Source: RefSeq, a predicted model, not a curated record